Entamoeba invadens IP1 is the source of this 1434-nucleotide messenger RNA. RefSeq lists its product as hypothetical. The transcript is spliced from 2 exons. The coding region runs from base 1 to 1434 and encodes 477 amino acids. NCBI's taxonomy places the organism in Eukaryota, Evosea, Mastigamoebida, Endamoebidae. The record is from RefSeq and is a predicted model, not a curated record.
AUGGCUUAUAGGUUGGAAGGGAGUCAAGAAAGUAUUCUUCGCUCACAUCGGAUAUCCCAAGACGAAAGUCGGCAAAGCCGACGGGAGCGGCAAAAAGAAAUAGAAUCCGAGAAGAUAAGUAAAGCGUAUGAAAAAGUCGAAGACGAAGUUUUUAAGUACUUAGAAAAGAACUUAAGCGUCGUCCCGGUGACCGAAGACAUUGUAUUCCAAAGUGUUACCGCUGUGGGACAAAAGAUGAUAAUGGAACCAAAGCUUUAUGUUCCUUUUAUGAAACGUGUCAUCCCCGUAUUGUUCCGUAUUGCUUCGAUGUGUUAUGGAGAACCGUUGUUUCAACAAAUACGGAGUAAUGGAUAUCGCGUGUUCAUUAUGUUUGCGCAGAUACUGGUAAUAUGCGCGGAGUCCCCGUUUCUUCAACCCGAAGAGAUGAUAAAAAUAGGGUUUGUCGAUAUGUGUUUGAAGUAUUUGACAUGUGACAACGACCAAGUCAUUGCAGUCACACUCGAUAGUAUCAGCACUGCGUGCACACACCCUCUAUUAGUCUCCCGAUUUCUGAACCAAAACUUGUUUGGCAAAUUGGUGACUGCUGUAGCGUCGAUUCCCGAAGUUGGUGCGGAGCUAGUGUAUCGCCAGAUAUCGUCGAUCAUCCGAGUGAUUUGUUCAAAUUAUCAAUACGCCCAUGACUUUGUGGUGAGUUACAUCAUCUUCUUUUCGAAAUUGAUCAACAUCAAUGAUAUCCUUAUCAUGACUAAUAUGAUGCAUGCAAUUCAUGGCUUAUACAUGAGUGGCAAUUUUGUGAAUGAAUUGCGUCCACUGCGUGCCGAGGAGCGGUGCAUCAAACUCCUUGAAUUGAACACUGACGAGAAAUUAUGUGAAGCUUGUUUAUUAUGUCUUGGUGCUUAUGUCUUUCAAAAAGAUGACUUACCCAGUUCGGGGCAGAUCUGUGGAGUCGCAGUCACAAAAAUCACUACUUCACCCGAAUACAUCCAGAAGAUCUGUUUCUGGAUUCUUUCUAAUAUCUCUGCUGGGAGUUUUGAAGGGAUGACGGAGAACGUAGUGUCAUCGGGGGGGUUAAUGUUAUCGUGUAAAUUUAUUGUGGAAAGUACGAACGCUAAGAUCAAGAUCGAGUGUGGAUGGGUCCUCACUAAUGUAUUAUAUAAACUCACCGAUUUAAGCAAAGUCCGCAGCGACUUGUUGUGCGAAGCUAUUGUCAUCACUUUAUUAACGCCCGACCAAACAAUGGUCUUGUCUCUUCUUGCUGGCAUCAUUAAGUUGAUAAGCUUCGAUAACUUGACUAUGACCCCAACAAUCAAAGACAAACUCAACGAACUCAAUAUCAUGCAAAAUUAUAGUAAGCUCCUCCAAUCGCCAAACGCUGAGAUCAGAAAGCGCGCUGCAAAAGUCGAAGAGUUGUUACGAGACAGCAAUUCACUCUAA